Molecule: messenger RNA, 1443 nt
Organism: Hyphopichia burtonii NRRL Y-1933
Lineage: Eukaryota; Fungi; Ascomycota; Pichiomycetes; Serinales; Debaryomycetaceae
Product: Aldo/keto reductase
Exons: 1
Coding region: 124-1176 (350 amino acids)
Cellular component (GO): cytoplasm
Source: RefSeq, a predicted model, not a curated record
UUUUUGCUUAUUGACAACUGAUAUAAAUACGUGCUAAAGAAUUAAGGUACAUGCAGAGAUUCUUGAAGAUCAAUUGACUAGACUAAAUUAACAAAUCGAUUAUCAAUUGAAAAAUCAAGGACAAUGAGUUUCAAGCCGGUUGAACUUCACGAUAAACUCAGUUAUGGUACUAUGACCCUAACUGCUACGCCAGAAUCAAAACCAAUUGAAGCAAAUGUGGAAACGGUUCAAUAUGUGGUUAAUAAGUAUGAUGUUACUUUUGUUAACUGGGGGGAGUUUUACGAUCAGACUCCUGAUGGACCUGCUAAUUUGGUCCUUAUGAAAAAGUUUUUGGAGUCAAAUGAUGAUGAAACAAAUAGAAAGUUGGUUUUUUCAAUCAAAGGUGGUUACAAAUUGGCAGUGCAUAAGCCACAAGGAUCCAAGGAAGGUAUUACUGCGUCAAUUAAGAAUAUUUUGAGCUAUCUUCCUCAAGAUAGGUCUAAAAGACCCAAAAUUUUAUUUGAAGCUGCUAGAAGAGAUUUCGAAGUUCCAUAUGAUAAAACCAUUGAGUACAUUGCUGAUUUCGUGAAAUCUGGUGACAUUGACGGGAUUUCUCUUUCUGAAGUCGGAACUGAAUCAAUCAGAAAAGCCGUUAGUGUAUACCCCAUCUCUGCCGUUGAAUUAGAAUUGUCUUUAACUUGUCAAGAUUUAAUCUAUAAUGGGGUUUUAGAAGAAUUGGCUAAACAGCAAAUUCCAAUUGUUGCCUAUUCUCCAAUUGGUAGAGGUAUUCUUACCGAUUAUACUGUUGAAAAUAGUGAAAGUUUCCUUGAUUCACUCCAUGAAAAUGAUUUCAGACGUCAUUUUGGUAAAUUCCAACCAGAAAACUAUAAACACAAUUUACAAGUGGUUAAGAAAUUGUAUGACUUUGCUCAUAAUAAGAAAAACACUUCUUUGGAAUCAUUAGCCUUAUCAUGGAUCUUGAAACUUUCUGAAUUACCCGAAUUCGAAGGUAUCAAGAAUCUCCCUAAGAUCAUCCCAAUUCCUGGUGGUAGCACUAUCGAAAGAAUCGAUAAAAACUUCGGUAACAUUGUGGAAUUAUCCGAUGCCGAUUUAGCAGAAAUUCAAAGUAUUACCAAAGGUUUUGAAGUUAAAGGAGUCAGAUAUACUGAACAAGCAGAACAUUUACUUUUUGCCUAGACCUUAAUAUAUAAGCUUCUAUAACUGUAUGCCAUAGAUCUGUGUAUACCACAAUAUGAUUCUUCUUAUUUAUGAUUUGACACAUGACACUUCUGUAGCCUUGCCCUUGUUAUUCGGUGAUAAUCAUUUGAAGUAUUUACAUUUCGGACUUGAUAUUUUUCACUUCGCAGUAUUCAAAAGCCAACAGGUUCGUAAUGUUGGCCGGUUUGGGCAAGUGUUUGCCACUCCUUAAGCUCGACUCCACUCUGGAAAGUAUAUAAAGCAACU